Molecule: messenger RNA, 5221 nt
Organism: Triticum aestivum (bread wheat)
Lineage: Eukaryota; Viridiplantae; Streptophyta; Magnoliopsida; Poales; Poaceae
Exons: 5
Coding region: 4237-5148 (303 amino acids)
Molecular function (GO): zinc ion binding
Source: RefSeq, a predicted model, not a curated record
UACAUAUUCAAUCACGCCGAGAAGCAGCUGGUGAAGAGAUUUUGACACUGAGAUACAACCAAGGAAGCUCGCAAAGUUACUCACUGAGCUGAGCCAGACCUCCACCUUUGACCAAGAAGUUGUUGCAGAGUUACUCACGCCGAGAAGCAGCUGGUGAAGAGCUUUUUCUUGUGAUAUUCUAGCUGUUGAAAGUUUUCAAGGAUCGGUCUAUUUAUGAUAUGUGUUUUAGAAUGUCCUUUUCUAUGAAGUUGGUGGUGCCAAUUGAAGAUCUGAUGAAGAGACAUUCCCAAGACUGCGUUCACAACUGCCGGACUGUGCAAGUUACUGGCAUGUUCCUUGGUUUAAUAAAUGCUUAUCCAUACUAAAUGAACUUGAUGAAGAAGUGUAAGGAAUACAUCUGGGUAUAGAAUGUUUCCGGAGGAUGGAGCGUGUUUGAACAAGCUGAACCAACAUUUGAACACAUUGCCUGGGCGAUUGACUGCUUUGCUUGGUAUGGCCUACCUUCUCAAUGCAUAGCGUUCAUUCGUAAUACAAUUAGCUGCUGAAGAGAAAAAGUUACUCUUUCUUGCUCAAUACUGUUACCUUGUAACUCAAUUUAGGCACAGGGCAAAUUCACCCCUGAACCACUAAUCGUCUACCAAGUGAACAAACUGACAUUAUUUUUCAAGAAAAAACAAUAGAUAUGCUAACUCAGUGCAGCUACGCUACCAAAAAAAAAAGAUGCAUUGCUGAAUGGUAAACCACAGCUUCACAAAGGCUCAACCAGAGCACCAUCCUUUUCUGAAGAACAUAACGAGACCGCACUGCAGUUCGAUAUGAAGAAAUUAUAGUUGUGCAUGCACCUGUUGUUCAGUAGCUCACCAACUGGUCCAUGUUACUUUCAACUGCUGUUCUCUGCCUAGUUUGCAGCAUUGCAAGGACAUUUCGAGUCUAGUUCUCCGGUUCGCUGGUCAGUCGCACCUCUAUUUACAAUGUUCAUUUGGAACAACUUGGUUUUGCACCUCCAUUUGCAAUGUUCAUUUGGAACAACUUGGUUUCAUACUAGUACAUUCUCAUCCGUGUUCUCUUGACAGGAUGCAAUCCAACGCAAACCUUCCCAGGAAAAAAAUAUGCAAGGAAUCUACAGGACCCCUUUAGGAACAGCAACAGCAAACCAUGCCAUAAAUAUUUAUACGCAUCUUACAUGCAUUGCAGCAAUGAUGAACUAUCGCGAUUGGUUCCAUGUUGCUGUAUACUUGUGCCAAGUGCAGUUAUCUCUAAUGAUGUUUUGUCCUUGUUGUUUUUAUCAUCCAGUUCAAGGCAUGGCGUCAUUGGGUUUGAGGUAUGACUGGACCUGGCCGUUGGGAUGCCCACCAUGGAUGAUUCAAUGGCUCCUCUCCAAUUUCCUUACUACUUUGCGAGGCUUUUGCCAGAUCCAAAUUUUUGUCUGCUUUGUACUCCAUCCGUCCCAAAAUAAGGUGAUAGACUGACAGUACUAAAUUAGCGACACUAAUUUCGAGAUGGAGGAAGCACGUAGUACAUGCAGGUUAGGCGUCGGCAGAUCGAUGGGGACUGCUAUGAGGAUCCUUGGCGUGCCUUGGCUAUAUCUUUGAACAAUUUUCUGUCGAAGAUUAUAUCGGACAAUUUUCUGAACUUAUGGACCAGUUGACAGCCUAUGAGCCUGAUCCUGAUAUGCCUCAUUAUAUGACUAGAUUUGUUUAGGAUACAAUGUUCGUACGAUUGUUGUUGUUCAAAGGCCCGCCGAUUCAGAUGCUGCAUAUCCUAUUGCUGUUGUGCACGAAGAGAUGGGGGAGUUUGAUGCUGACUUUUAUUCGCCCAAUCGUCGGUCCAGUGUUACUUCUAAGUCUUACUGUCAGAGCAAGCAAGCCAGCACUCGAAUUCCUGGAUAGCCAAAGAGAAAUGACAAUUUCAAGAGCAGCCCUGUUGGAGAUGACAAGCUGGCAACAUUGAAGGCUUACCGAAGAGCAAAGGGAUUUGCUUCAUCUGUGGCGAAGUGCAAUACUACUGUUCAGUUGCAUAUUGUCCAAGAAAUACUUGAAUUCUAUUCAGUUGACAAUGCUGAUUGUGAGGGCAGCAAUAUUGAACUUAGGUUUUGUCAGCAGAGGCGCAAACAACAAAUGGUGCCAUUCGCGUAGAUUGUCAGAUAGCUGAGCAUACAGUGGACUCUGGCAGUUCUCAUUCCUUGGUCAGUGCUCGCUUGGCAACACAACUAGUAGGACAAGAGCCACUACCUAAGAUGCAAAAGGUGAGAAAUCAUGGACGAAGCACGAUGAAAUGGUCAAGAUUGAGAUUAAAAAAAAGGAGGACCUUCAGGUACCAGGCUUGCACAUUUUGGAGUGUCAAGUAUGACAUUUUGCAAAGUGCUCAAUUUGAAUAUCCAACACUACCGGUGCAUCGGCAUCGUUCAUACAAAUCUAAUAAGCCCAAGAACGUCAAAAAUUGAGUUCGUAUGAAGGAAUGCCGGCAGAUUCACCAAAGGAGUCCAAAGCAAAAGACAAUCUUCGCGAGCGGGAAGUUGACAGCUUCAGUCCACACGAACCAACACGCCGAAGAAGCAUUGUAUCAGGGCACCACCGGUUUGGAAACAUCACCUCUCUUGCCGGCGAUCGAGAGAGAGAGAGAGGAAAAUCUGGCGUGGACCUGACCAUCGACGAAUAUCUGCAGUCGCAGCACCGCCGGCGCAAUGCUCCUGUAAAAGCUCCAAGGCUCCACAGGGACGCCGGAGCACGCCUCACCGCGGCAGCGAAGCUAGAGUAGAAAACGAACCACAAGGCAGCAGUCGCCGCCAUGCCUGCCUCGAUUGGAAAACCUGUUUCCAGAUCCACCGACGACUUCCGCACCCAAGCAGCAGGGAAGAGAUCCGGAGCACCUUUAUUCAGCGCCGCCGCCAUAACCGUCGAAACCAAAACAACAGACCACAAAAAACCUAGCCCUAACCUAUCCACACACCAUGAAUAAGAUGAGAAGGUUCCCCCAUCAUCCCGCUGCCGGAGUGGCUGACAGAGAGCGAUGGCACACGAGUCGCCUCCCUUUCGCCUGUCGUGAGAGCAAACAAAGAGAAGGGGAAGGAAGACGGUUCUCAUGUCGAAUCUUAGCCCAUCAAAUAUCUUUGAUUGCAAGCUUGUGCUAUGUGGGAUGAUGUUUCAGCCAAUAUUUAUUCAGCGAUUUUAUAGAUCUUGCUUCAAGAGGUGAGUGACUAGUGUGAUUUUUAAAGCCUGGUACGACAAAGUGUUUAAAGGUGACCCUUUUAUUUACCGUUGGUACAAAUUCAAAUGCUAUUUUUACUCCGACAGGCUGCAUACAAUUAAAGAAAGUAGAAGACCAGUAUGAUUUUAUUUUAAUUUUUUUGUAGUCGUUCUACGUCCAAUUGUCUUUGCAUUAUAAUUGUCUUUACAGUAAAUUCAUUUAAAAUAGUAAAAAAGCUUUUAUUUUUUAUUCUUUUGUGAUGCUAGAUGCUCACGUGCGUGAAGUCCAUGCCAAAUUUCAUGGAGUCUGGACAUUUCAGUAGCUCUCAGCAAAAACGAUAAAUUUUGGAGCUGUAAGAAAGUGUACUGUUCAUGUACUGCUUCGACUGAAUUUUUCUUUUUUGCGUGAGCUCCUCAGAUGCCCAAACAAAUUGAAAUUUGGCAUGGACAUCACGUAUUGAAACAUCUUCCAUCUAAGAAAUUUCAGAAUUUUAUAAAUUUGUUUAGUAUUUUUUUUGAGUUUAUUUACUCUUCGCCCGGUGCAGAUGAGCCUGGGCACCGAAUUGAAUAUCCGUAUUGAAGCCCAAUUUACUCUUCCCCGCUAAAAAAAAGCCCAGUGACCCAGUCUACUCUAUAUCUAUAUUCAGGCUCAUAAUCCGAACCAACCCAGUUUACCUUACUAGUAUUUCUCAAAAAAAAAAAACAGUUUACCUUACUGCUCCUCGAUCCCUCAUCCCCGAGAUAAUUACACGAUAGUACCACAUUUGGGGCGGUGGUGGCGAAUUGGUACCAUUUUUGGAAAUUUUUACGUGUCAGUACCACGUUUGGGUCUAACCGUUGCAAAUCGAGCUAAUCUUCGUAUUUCUACAUAUUGACGCUGGAACUGACCGCCCGGGCCCGCGCGUCAGCUGCCACGCUGGCGAAUCGGCACCCCCCCGCUCGCUCGAUACGUGCGGUCCGGCUCGAACCGGACCGGCCCGUGCUCUGUCUCUCCCUCCUCGCUCGUGCCUUCCUCCUCGCUCCUCUCUCGCCGCCCUCGUCGCCGCCCGCCAUGGUUUUCGAAGACGAAAGCAGUGAGGAGACGUCCAGCCUGCCGUACAUGCACUCGACCUCAUCCACGGACGGGCUUAACCAGGUCCCUUUCAGCGUUGAAGAUCCAGAUUACCAGGGGCUUGAGCUGGAAACGAUGUCUCCAUGUGAGAAGCACGGGAAGGCAUCUGAGAGGCUUGUCGCAUUUGAAGGAACAGACACAGGGAGAAGGUUCUUAGCAUGUGCAGAGCCGGAAGGGCAGAAUUGUGGGUUUGUUGAAUGGGUUGAUCACCAGUGGCCCCCAACAAUGCAAAAUGCAUUGUUGAAGCUGUGGGCAAUGGUUGAAGAUAGCAGGAGUGCUAGGGUGAAUGAUAAUCUUGAAAGUUCUUUCACUAUCCACCAUCUGACAGAAGAGAAGAACAAGUUGGAGGCCAACUAUGACAAGCUAGUCCAAGAUGUGCAUGAGCUUAUGAGCUUCCAGGAGGAGAGAGUGGUGGAUUUCAGACAUCUGCAGUCUGCCAUUACAUAUCAGCAUGAAUGCAGAAGUGAACUAGUGGCUGAUAUGAAGGCACAGAUGGCAAAGAGAGAUGCAGAGUCUGAGAAGCUUAAGCAGAAUUAUGAAGUGCUACUGAACCUGACAAGAGCUCAAGCUACAGUCAUCCAGAACCUGAAGUUGAAGCAUAUUACAGACAAGCAAUUGCUUAGUGAAGCUAAGAUGAACUUGGAGUUGAAGAAUGCAGAGCUCACAAAGUCUGAGGAGAAGCUCACCCAAGAUAAGCUAGAGUUGAAGUUUCAGGUUUUAGAUUUGCUUAAGGGAAAGGAAAAGCAUGGUGAAGAGAUGGUGCAGCUAGAGCUUCAGUUUGCUGAGCUGAUGAAGGCAGAGGAGAAGCUGAAGGAGAAGAUCAAGGGGAUCCAGGCCAUCUUAGAGAAGUGAAGAAAAUGAAUAUGAGCUAGUGGGCAAUGCUGACCUUUUGGGCAUGAUGGUUGUGUAGUGUAUGGCUCUACUA